Camellia sinensis is the source of this 1548-nucleotide messenger RNA. The record is from RefSeq and is a predicted model, not a curated record. NCBI's taxonomy places the organism in Eukaryota, Viridiplantae, Streptophyta, Magnoliopsida, Ericales, Theaceae.
AUGUCCGCACAAAGUAAGCGAGAACUGACCCCAGACAUUGUGAAGGCUGCAUUAUAUGGUCCUGCUUCAGCUAAAAUUCCUGCUCCCCAGAUAAAUUUUGCAGCCACACCUGCUGCAUCAAGUCCUAUGCCAGGUACACCUGUCCCACAGUUGAGUGGUACCACCCUAAUGCCUUCCCAAAAUAUUGGUGUCAGAGGGCCACAGGUAUCUGCAAAUCCAAGCAUGGGCCAACAGUUUUUUCCUCCUCAGCAAAAUCACCUGGGAAAACCACCUCGACCCAUGCCUCCUAGUACUGCAUUUCACCCGCAGCAGGGUGUUCCAAGUCAAGGAAUGUCUGGUGUAGGUACUAUGACAGCUCCUCCUUCAAGUACAAACAUCUCCACUGGUUGGGUUGGUGGAAGGACAGGUGGCCCCCCUGCAGGAGUGGCUCAAAUUCCUAACAGUGGGAUUACUCCAUCCAUAACUCAGGAUGGAUUUGGGAUGGCAGCACCAGGUAUGACAACCUCACAACCUAGACCGCAUGCAACCACUGGGUUGAUGCCUCCUGCUGCACCAAAACCACAUGACCCAACUUUGCCGUCCUCCCAGGUGGGAGCUGAGGAUUCUAAAGCACUGGCUGUUUCAGAAAAUGGGUUUGCAUCUGACUCUGUUUUUGGAGAUGUAUUUUCUGUAACCUCGUCUCAACCAACACAAGAUUCAUCAGCACCUGAAUCUUCUGCCAGCAACUUGCCUGUUUCAUCAGCUAUUGUUCCAACAUCUACUGGAUCUCAAUCUACAGCUAGGCCAAGCCCACUUGGAUCCUUACAAACUGCAUUUUCUCAGCAAUCUGUGGGCAGUCAGCCCCAGCAAGUGCAGCCAACUGUCAAAGGAAUCCAACAAGCUUCUGUGCAGAGUUCGACAGCCUUCAGUUCUGCUAGUGCUGGUUUUCCAGUUGGAGCUGGAAAUUCUGCUUCUGACCAAUCCCAGAUUCCAUGGCCAAGGAUGACUCAGUCUGAUGUUCAGAAGUACACCAAAGUAUUUGUGGAAGUAGACAUAGAUAGAGAUGGAAAAGUAACUGGUGAACAGGCACGCAACCUGUUCUUAAGUUGGAGGCUGCCACGAGAGGUCUUGAAGCAGGUUUGGGACUUAUCUGAUCAAGAUAAUGAUAGCAUGCUUUCUUUGAGAGAAUUCUGUAUUGCGGUGUAUUUGAUGGAACGGUAUAGGGAAGGCCGCCCUCUUCCUAGAACACUUCCAAGUGGUAUUAUGUUUAAUGAGACACUAUUGCCUGCCUCUGGCCAACCUGCUGCAGCUUAUGGCAGUGCAACUUGGAGACCUACCCCUGGUUUGCAACAGGCUCAAGUGAUGCCUGGUGCACAGCCAGCUACUCCUGCUGGUAGAGCAAGACCACCAAAUCAAGCUUCUGUUCCUCUGCCAGAUGAAGCCAUGCAGCCUACUCUGCAGAAGUCCAAAGUUCCAGUUCUGGAGAAGCAUCUUCUGAACCAGCUAAGUGAAGAGGAGCAGAAUUCACUUAACUCAAAGUUCCAAGAGGCAACUGAGGCAAAUAAAAAG